Molecule: messenger RNA, 900 nt
Organism: Suillus clintonianus
Lineage: Eukaryota; Fungi; Basidiomycota; Agaricomycetes; Boletales; Suillaceae
Exons: 3
Coding region: 1-900 (299 amino acids)
Source: RefSeq, a predicted model, not a curated record
AUGCACGCUUGUCUUACCUACCUCCCCACUGGCAGCCCUAUCAGUGGGCAUAAUCCUGACCACCCAAGCAGGCAAGGACGUGCCACUGGUCGUAUUCAGAUGAAAUGCGAGGAGGGUUCAAAUAACAUCCCAAUUCUCUCUAGGACCCCGAGUCGCCAUCCGUCACUGGGCAAGAACCACAAACAUCCGCCUUCAUCUAACAUUCCCUCUGAUUCAUCUGACAUUCCCUCUGAUUCGUCAGAUGACGAAAUCAUCGGUCCUAUAACCCCCCCUCCCAUACUUCGAGAUCUGGCUCGUUAUGUCAAGAGCGUAAAAGCAAGACCCGAGCCCUAUAAGAGAACUAAUCCUAACGUCAUAGAGCGCCUCUGCGGUGAGGAGUGCUUGGGAUGCAAUGGCUCCACGAAUGUGUUGGAUAAUUCAAGCUCAUUCCAGGGCAAAACUAGACUGGCACGUAGAAUGAAGAGCCUGUCUCCCGAGGCCCGUGCUCAAGCCACGAUCGCUAUCGGAGCUAAUGUCGAAUGGAGACGCGCGCGUGCUGUGGCAGCAGCUUUGAAAAUUGACGCAAUUGUGCAACACAAGAAGUUCAUGUGUUUGACUCUUGAAAGUGAAGCUAAAACAUACGUCAAUGCCGCUUCGGAACCGCUCGACACCUCGAUGGAGGCGCUGGUUAAUUGUACGGCCAGUGAACUCGACGAUCGUGAGAGCUGUAGUGUUGCCACGUACAAGCUUGAGUUGGAGUCGUUCACUGCCGCUGACAAAGAGCUCGAUCAUGUUGAGCAUUUGACAUUGCAACUCCUGGAUUCGGAUGCUAGUGCCACAAGUUCGGACGAAGACAACUUUGGCGGCAGUUUUGGCUCUAUGCGUGGAACUUCGACAAAUUCCGCCGAGUCCGAUGACUGA